CCCGAAAACCUGGAAACCAGUCUACUUCGUCGUCGAUUCGACGCUAACUCUUUCUUUGAAAAAGAGAUUAAUAUUUAACACCCAAGAAAAGGUUUACACUUGGUCGAAGGUUUGAAGCGAGUAUGAGAAAAGAGUUGUGCAGAAACUUUCAGCAGGGCAGUUGUAGGUAUGGAGAAAGAUGUAGAUACCUUCAUCCACAACAAACUAUACCAAACAACCCCUUCGGCUUCGGCACACAGCAGCAACAGAACAAGACUUCGAACAACCCUUUUGGAUUUGGUGUACAAGGCGGUUCCAACUCCAACAGACCAAAUCAGUCUCAGCAGCCUUUUCAGAAUACAUGGCAACGUAAUCCUUCUAGUGGUAGUGGUGGUGGUGCUUCUUCUUCUACGCAGCAGUCUAGUAAACAGACUCAGCAGGCUGACCAUAAAUGCACGGAUCCUGCUGCGUGUAAGAGGGUGAUUCAAGAGGAUCUUAAGAAUGAGAGACCCAUGUGGAAGCUCACUUGCUACGCUCACUGCAAACACCUUCCUUGUGACGUUUCUGGUGAUAUCAGCUACGAAGAGUUACGUGCCAUGGCGUAUGAAGAAUCCAAACGAGGAGUACCUCUACAGUCUAUUGUUGAAAGGGAGAGGAACUUGCAAAAUGCUAAAGUAGCUGAGUUUGAAAACUUUCUAAGGAGUCCAUACAGAGGCGCUGCUACAUCCAAUCAAACUCCUAGUAUCUUCCCACCAGCUACUCAGGUCAACGCCUCUCCAGGGGGAUUCUCUGCCUUCAACCAACAACCAGCAUUAUUCCCAAACACCAAUGCUGGUGGUGGAACUCCUAAUCCUUUUGGACGGUUUAAUCAACAACCUAAUGCUUUCAGCGUCAACACUCCUCAACCUGCUCCUUCAGGUCCUUCUGGUUUCCUGAGUCAACCAUCAUCGUUUGGACCUGGACCAGCUGCUCCAUCUGGUUUCCAACCAUCAGUAUCGUUCAAGCCAGCAUCGUUUGGACCUGGACCGGUUGCUCCCUCUGGUUUCCAGAGUCAGCCAGCAUCGUUUGGACCUGGGCCAGGACUCUCCACACCUCCACAGAACAGCAGCAUCUUUCCUUCAGUAACUCCAACGCCGGCUUUUAACACUAACCAGAAUAAUCAGACCGGUUUUAGUUUCAAUUCCCCUGUUGCAUCUUUCACUUCUCAAGCUGUAGACACAACAAACACACCUUCCGGAACCGAGCUGCAAGCAGGAGGUGCCCCUGUUGAUAAUAGCAUCUGGUUAAAGGAGAAAUGGAAUCCAGGAGAGAUUCCGGAGCAAGCGCCGCCUGAUGCAUUUGUUCAUCGAUAAAGAAAAGUGUCAUUUGUUGCUUCUCUGUAGCAGAGAAGCUCAUUUUGUUCUUUUAGGUGAAAUUGAAGUUUUGAAAUUACGUCUAGGGAAGUGUUUCUAAAUGACUUCUGUCAAUUUUCUUAUGAUCGUUUGUGUAAUGAUUUUGUUAACCAAAAAAACAAACUAUUGAAGCCUUUAACGAAAAACCC
This is a messenger RNA of Brassica oleracea var. oleracea, 1519 nucleotides long. RefSeq names its product zinc finger CCCH domain-containing protein 16. Gene Ontology annotation, molecular function: metal ion binding. The record is from RefSeq and is a predicted model, not a curated record. NCBI's taxonomy places the organism in Eukaryota, Viridiplantae, Streptophyta, Magnoliopsida, Brassicales, Brassicaceae. Bases 123 to 1331 code for a protein of 402 amino acids. The transcript has 9 exons.